AUGUCCCAAGAGCCCUCCACCAGUGAGCGCCGAGAAGUCGGGGGCCUCGAAGAAGAUGCCGAAGAAGCUUACGACCCUUACGAGCACCGCUCGCAAGAAAAACUAGUAUCAGACGCUGGAUCCUGGGUGAACCUGGUGAAGAGCGCCGCUGGGACAGGGCUGUUCGCCAUCCCCAACGCCUUCGCGUGCGUCGGGAUGCUGGUGGGCGUCGUGGGAACGGUCGUCGUGGGGGUCCUCAUCACCGUGGCCGUCCAAUUCCUGGUGCAAAUUCACUAUGAGCUCUGCAUGCGACAAAAGAAGCCAGUCCUGGCGUACGACGAGGUCUGCGAAGUGGCCUUCUCAACAGGAGCUCUGAAGAGCAAGGUGGAUCCUGACGUGAUGGUGUUGGUACCCUAA
Orussus abietinus is the source of this 396-nucleotide messenger RNA. Its product is annotated as glutamate transporter polyphemus-like. The coding region runs from base 1 to 396 and encodes 131 amino acids. Lineage: Eukaryota; Metazoa; Arthropoda; Insecta; Hymenoptera; Orussidae. The record is from RefSeq and is a predicted model, not a curated record. The transcript is spliced from 3 exons.